Molecule: messenger RNA, 1904 nt
Organism: Ceratotherium simum simum (southern white rhinoceros)
Lineage: Eukaryota; Metazoa; Chordata; Mammalia; Perissodactyla; Rhinocerotidae
Source: RefSeq, a predicted model, not a curated record
CUGUUCUUCUCGCCCCACCCCCGGCUCCCUCUCGAUUUGGACCUUCUUCCCAGGGUUCUCUUGUGCUUCUUUCCCAGUUUCCUCUGCGCGGCUGUGCCUAAACUCCAUUCCCCUCGCAUUUAGUCUAAGGGAGCUGCGUGCGUUCGCCGCGCGCUGCCCGAGGCGCAGGUCAACCAGAAUCAACAUGUCUGGGACUGAGGAAGCAAUUCUUGGAGGCCGUGACAGCCAUCCUUCUUCUGCUGGUGGCAACCCUGUAUUAUGCUUUGGUCAGUACCAAUACACAGCAGAAGAGUACCAGGCCAUCCAGAAUGCUCUGAGGCAGAGGCUGGGCCCAGAAUAUAUAAGUAGCCGCAUGGCCGGAGGAGGCCAAAAGGUGUGUUACAUUGAAGGUCACAGGGUAAUUAAUCUGGCGAAUGAGAUGUUUGGUUACAAUGGCUGGGCACACUCGAUCACACAGCAGAAUGUGGAUUUUGUUGACCUUAACAAUGGCAAGUUCUACGUGGGAGUCUGUGCAUUUGUGCGAGUCCAGCUGAAGGAUGGGUCAUAUCACGAAGAUGUGGGCUAUGGUGUUAGUGAGGGCCUCAAGUCCAAAGCCUUGUCUUUGGAGAAGGCAAGGAAGGAGGCAGUGACAGAUGGGCUGAAACGAGCACUGAGAAGUUUUGGGAAUGCACUUGGAAAUUGUAUUCUGGAUAAAGACUAUCUGAGGUCACUAAAAAAGCUUCCUUGCCAGUUGCCUCUUGAAGUGGAUUUAACUAAAGCAAAGAGACAAGAUUUUGAACCAUCUGUGGAACAAGCAAGAUACAGCAGCUGCCGACAGAACAUGGCUCUGGGACUCCCAAAACCACAGGAGGUGACCUCCCCUUGCAGAGCAAGCCACUCAGAUGAUCCCCAGGGGGAUAAGGACAGCAGAUCCCGAAGCCUGCCCUCCUCUGCUAUGGAGAGUGAUGCCACAUACCAACGGAAGCUCCGGCAAAAACAGUUGCAGCAGCAGUUCCGGGAGCAAAUGGAGAAACAGCAGCAAGUUCAACCAUCUGCUCCAUCAGUUGAAAAGAAGAAUCAGGCAGUGCUGCCGAUGCCUCCUUUGAAGCACAGCACUCCCAUAACUACUGUUUCAGAACCACUCACUGAGGACUUCCUUGCAGUCCUGGCAGACCAUCUUGAAAUGUGGGAUAUGGCUCCAGAUGCAGGGGACAGUGUUGUCAAGCCCUUGUCUAGACCAGAACCACCCCAGACCCCUGCCACACCAGUCCUGAAGAAUCAGAUGGUGACUUGGAACACGACCCCACAAAGCCUCUGCCACCAGAAUCCACAAGCAAAAUCUGGACCCUGGCACCUCCAAACUCACAAUGUUAACCAACACAUAACAGGAAACUGUGAUUCCUAUAGGAAGAACCAGGACAUGAAGAAAAGGAAAUUGGAUCCAUCUUAACUGAGGCUCAGGUCCCAUCAUUGGACUCUGUCACAAAGGGACUUUCGAAAACUACUUUUUGGUCGUGAAGUUGUUCAUCAUUCCUAGGGAAUGAGCUUUAUUUCCAAGGAUUUACCUUGCUUCAUUCUGAACUUUACCAGAGGAUUUGACCAUUGGGACCUACUGCAGAUAACGCUGAGCAGUGGGAAAACAAACACUUUAAAAAAGCUUGUCAUACACUGCAGUGGGGAGGAUCCAUGGAGAUUAAAUACCUUUUCUUUGGCUCUUGAGGCUCUUCACUAUUUAUUCCUAAACUACUAUGUUAAUAAAGAUAGAAAUUUUAGAAAUCACCAGUGGCUACCUGCCCUCAAGCAAUAUAAGCCAUACUACUAAGCACCAACCUGAACAACUGCCCACAUUAAAUUAUUAAGAGUCAUCUCUGCCUUCUUUCAUUUUCGGGCUCCAUGUUUUUAAUGUUGCUCACGUGAGUACUGUG